CCCGGGCCAUCCUCCUUCCCCAUGCAGGGCGAUGAGGGCGGCGAGCGGGUGCUGCAGCAGCGCUGGACGUCCUUCCUGAAGGCCCAGCUGCUGUGCUCGCGGCCCGAGGACGGCUUCCCCUUCAACGUGCUGCAGGACGUCUUCACGCUGAGCCCCAGCCCCGAGGCCUGGCCUGAGACCCUCUUCUACGGGGUCUUCACCUCCCAGUGGCACAGGGGCGCCUCGGAGGGCUCGGCUAUCUGUGUGUUCACCAUGGACGACGUGCAGCACGCCUUCAACGGCCUCUACAAGGAGGUGAACCGGGAGACGCAGCAGUGGUACACCGUGACCCACCCGGUGCCCUCCCACCGGCCUGGAGCGUGCAUCACCAACAGUGCCCGGGAGAGGAAGAUCAACUCGUCCCUGCAGCUCCCCGACCGCGUGCUCAACUUCCUCAAGGACCACUUCCUGAUGGACAGCAAGGUCCGCAGCCAGCUGCUGCUGCUGCAGCCUCAGGCCCGCUACCAGCGCGUGGCCGUCCACCGCGUCUCUGGCCUGAACCGCACCUAUGACGUCCUGUUCCUGGGUACCGGUGACGGGCGGCUGCACAAGGCAGUGAAGGUGGGCUCGCAGGUGCACAUCAUUGAGGAGCUGCAGGUCUUCCAGCCGGGACAGCCCGUCCAGAACCUGCUCCUGGACACCCACAGGGGACUGCUGUACGCGGCCUCGUACUUGGGCGUGGUCCAGGUGCCGGUGGCCAACUGCAGCCUGUACCAGAGCUGCGGGGACUGCCUCCUCGCCCGCGACCCCUACUGCGCCUGGGACGGCUCCGCCUGCCGCCACAUCAGCCUCUACCAGCCUGAGCUGGCCUCCAGGCCAUGGAUCCAGGAUGUCGAGGGGGCCAACGCCAAGGACCUCUGCGACACCUCCUCGGCCAGCCCCUUGUCUCCCAUACCAACAGGCAAGAAGCCCUGUGAGCAGGUCCAGUUCCAGCCCAACACCGUGAACACCUUGGCCUGCCCGCUCCUGUCCAACCUGGCCACCCGGCUCUGGCUGCACAACAGCCCCGUCAACUCCUCGGCCUCCUGCCGCGUGCUGCCCACGGGGGACCUGCUGCUGGUGGGCGGCCAGCAGGGGCUGGGGCGCUUCGAGUGCUGGGCAGUGGGGGGCUUCCGGCAGCUGGUGGCCAGCUACUGCCCAGAGGUGGUGGAAGAUGGGGCCGCGGAGCAGACGGAGCGGGGCGGCAGCGUGCCGGUCGUGAUCAACACUUCACGUGUGAGCGCGCCGGCGGCCGGUAAGGCCAGCUGGGGCUCCGACAGGUCCUACUGGAACGAGUUCCUGGUGAUGUGCACGCUCUUCGGGCUCGCGGUGGUGCUGCUUGUCCUGUUCUUCCUCUACCGGCACCGCGACGGCAUGAAGGUCUUCCUGAAGCAGGGCGAGUGCGCCAGCGUGCACCCCAAAGCCCGCCCCGUGGCCCUGCCGCCCGAGACCCGGCCGCUUAACGGUGUCGGCCCGCCCAGCACCCCCCUCGACCACCGAGGCUACCAGGCCCUGUCCGACAGUUCCCCAGGGCCCCGAGUCUUCACGGAGUCCGAGAAGAGGCCGCUCAGUGUCCAGGACAGCUUCGUGGAGGUGUCUCCCGUGUGCCCCCGGCCCCGCGUCCGCCUGGGCUCCGAGAUCCGGGACUCCGUGGUGUGAGAGCCGAUUGUCAGAGGAGGCCACCCUGGCUUCGGGGGGCCGCCCGAGCCCACAGCCUGCCUGGAGCACGCCCGUGUGCCCAGCCAGCGGGAGCCUGGGAGCCAGCUGGUUGCCGGCCUCCAGCCAGGUGGAGAAGCCCAGGGCGUCCAGCUGCAGAGGGGGCUGCCCAGGUGGCAGAACAGUGCUCCUGGUGUAAACUGAGCCCUUUAAGAAAUAAUUGAAAAUGUGAAAUCGGAGAGACAUGGAAGGCCAUGCACACAGCAGGGGCCACUGGGACUCCUUCCGAGUGGCCAUUUGGGACUGAGUUGGUGACCCCUCGCCUUAUCCUACUGCCACAGGCUGCCUUCCCACCGCAGAGUCGGGCCUGCUCUGCCAGCCAGCCGAGGACGUCACCAUGGCUGCCAGCGUCCCCGCUCAGGGAUCAGGGCUGGACCGGCUCCACAGCCCUCCCCCGGCCGUGGCUCAGCCCCCGCCUCUGGACCUUUCCAGCCUGCAUCAGGCUGCGACCACUCAAGAGGGCAGCCUCGGCUACACCGCCUUUCUGUGGAUCCCGGGAGAGCGCUCAGCCUCCCAGCCGGGAACUUUACUCAGAUCGAAGCUAGGAAGCUCCUUGCAACGUCGCCCCAGGCCGCCCCUCACCCACCCCUCCACUCUAAGGGACAUCGACACUGCCCAGCCAAGCACAGGGGCCUGGGCUUUAGGAGACUUUUGUUUUGUAUGUUUUUAAUAAAUGCACUUUACAUUUUU
Messenger RNA from Oryctolagus cuniculus (rabbit), 2424 nucleotides. NCBI's taxonomy places the organism in Eukaryota, Metazoa, Chordata, Mammalia, Lagomorpha, Leporidae. The record is from RefSeq and is a predicted model, not a curated record.